UUCAAAAAGAUUUUUUUAUAUUUUACAGUUGGCAUUGAAUGAAUUCAGAUUGAUUUUCUGUGUUUAUCUAUGCAUCGGCCAUUUUAAGUGGUCUUUUUGUUCCUUGAGUUAAGCCUUGACAUGUCGGCCCAUCUGGUCUGGAGCAUUAUCCGCAACAACAAUGCGUUUUUGCUGAAAAAACGCAACAUAAGCAAACCGUUCAGUACUGAACCUAACAACCUUACGAAUUUGAGCUCCUACCGUUAUAAUGGAUUGGUGCACAAAAAAUCCCUAUCGGUGGUAGACGCCCUCGACAAGAAAGGUGACAAGAAAGGCUUCACCGUCAUAUAUAAGAAGGCCAAGAAGCAGCGCAAACCCAGGCAGAACCUGGUCAAGAGGACCAUGAAGUCCGGUCCGAGGCGGUCCUUGUACAAACUGAAACGCCUGCUGAAGGCUAACAAAUACCGCACGGACUUGACGAAGGCUGCCUUGCGGCGGGCCAGCGCAGUGCUCAGGUCCCAGAGGAAGCCCAUAGCAUCCAAGAAGCCCAAGGCCACAAAGGAGAUCGCUUAAGCAUAUUGCUAACAUUUAAAUUAAUAAAUAAAACCAAUUUUUUAAGAAUUA
This is a messenger RNA of Cylas formicarius (sweet potato weevil), 603 nucleotides long. RefSeq names its product large ribosomal subunit protein eL28 (gene RpL28). Gene Ontology annotation, biological process: translation. The record is from RefSeq and is a predicted model, not a curated record. Lineage: Eukaryota; Metazoa; Arthropoda; Insecta; Coleoptera; Brentidae. Gene Ontology annotation, molecular function: structural constituent of ribosome. The transcript is spliced from 5 exons. Gene Ontology annotation, cellular component: cytosolic large ribosomal subunit; ribosome. The coding region runs from base 121 to 552 and encodes 143 amino acids.